Molecule: messenger RNA, 4426 nt
Organism: Xenopus laevis (African clawed frog)
Lineage: Eukaryota; Metazoa; Chordata; Amphibia; Anura; Pipidae
Gene: ncoa4.S
Product: nuclear receptor coactivator 4 S homeolog
Biological process (GO): positive regulation of DNA-templated transcription; response to hormone; intracellular iron ion homeostasis
Cellular component (GO): nucleus; autophagosome; autolysosome
Molecular function (GO): transcription coactivator activity
Source: RefSeq, marked provisional
CAAACUCCCUCUCUAAAGUUAUCUUGAACAGGCCUCACAUUAGGUCUUUAUCUGCUCCGACUUCUCAGCCGCCCCCUCCCUUCCAGCCCUACGUGUGAGUCAGCUCUCAGCUCGUGGCGUCUAAUUUUUAGGUCCUCCCCGGAUUUUUAUUUUGCGUCACCAUGGAACGUAUCGCUUGUGUGGGGAGAGAGACGGCUCCUUCCUGUUCUGUCAGCAGCUGGAGAAGGUCCAUGAAACCGUGCAGCCACACAGGGCUAACAAAAAUGAAUUUGCACCAAGAUCAUGAAUUUAGCAGCCAAGAUCCGCUUUCUAAAUGUCUCGAAGCUAAAAAGGAAUUGGAAUCUGCUAUUUCAGCAGUGCUGAAAGCGGAGCAACAAGUUAAAGAAAAUGGAAGAGAGGUGAAGUCUCAAGUUCAGUCAUACAUUAGCCGCCACUUGGAGUGUCUCCGAAGUCGGGAAGUAUGGCUCUUAGAGCAAGCAGACCUUAUUCAACAGCUAAAGGAAGAGACAUUGCAGCAGCAAUCUCAGCAACUUUACUGGUUGCUGGGACAAUUCAAUUGCUUGAUUCACCAGCUGGAAACUCCUCACAGCACUGAUCUAGUCCAUCAGAUUUCAGUUUGCUUGGAAAGGUUAGGUAACCUUGCUCUCAAACCGGAAGAGUCUUCCACUCUAUACUUUGAAGCAGAUGUUCCCUUUCUUCGACAAGCAAUUGCAACAUUUGGAUCCAUUAAAACUUUGAGUUCCAGUGAAGAAAAGCAAGUUCUUUCCACUGCUGUGCCAUGCCCCUAUGUGAGUCAAAAUCCGUGGCUCCUAAAUAACUGUUUUGUUCCAGCAGCUGAACAGCGACCUUUAUCUGGAAUGUGGAAUACCCCGCUCUCUGAUUGGCUGCAGCAAAAGAAACCAACUUCUGUCUCUCAAUGCUACACUCCAUACAUUCCAAGCCUUUGCACCCAGGAUUGGCUUUUGAAAAACCACGUUGCUGAGCCAAAUGAGGAGUUGAGCAAACCUAACAUGGAGGAAAUCUGGGGUCAGCUGGGAGAACUGAACAACUGGUUGCUGCAGUCUCAGCAGAAGGAGAAUUUGGAAUGCAAGAGCUCCAGCUCUCAAUUCUCCAUAGAAAAGCUUGAAGAUAAAGAUGCAGAGAGUCAAGAUCUAGAAGAUAUGGAUUUGUCUGAUUGGUUGAUAUCUCCUGAAGUAACUGAAGAUCCAACAGAUGUGGCUGUUUUUAAAGCGUUUGAUGAGGACUACAAAAUAAAUGACUGGCUACUAAAAGUUGAAGCAUGUGGUAAUUGUUGUGGCCGUCAGACUUCUGCACUAGAGAUUGAAAACCUUGGGAAACUUAAGUGCCUCAAUGACCAAAUUGGAGGAAAGAACAAUGUUAGCUCCAGCAAUGAUAUAUGGCUUUUGCAAUCCUCACAACCAGUGUUUAAACCACAAGAUGUCUGUAAAGCAAAUGAGCAAUGUUCUACCUUUGCAGAGUGUGUGUGUGAUGAAAGCUGUGAGAAAGAAGCUCUUCGCAAAUGGCUUUGGAAAAGGGAAGGAAAAGACAAGAAUGGAGUACUGCAGAAACAAAGGCAAAAUCUUAAAAAUCGUGAACCUGAAAAGGCAGAACCUUCCAUUAGCAUGUGGCUUCAUCCCUGCAGAAGAGAUGCACAAAGCAGUACCCAGAAGACACAAGAGUGUGAUCCCUCUGUUAAGCAUAUGAUGGAUUUGGUUGAAACUCCUUUGAGCAAAUGGAUGGCAAAGUCUAAUCUAACAGAAGAAAAAGCAAGCAAGGAAACCACACAAAGUAAAUGCAGUCCCCAAGCAGAAACUCUAUCUCCAUUCCAUCUGCCUCUGAAUGCUGCUAAUUGGGUGUUGCCCUUAAAGACUGUUGAUAAGUUGGAAAAGUCUGAACAGUCUGCAAUAGAGGAUAAGUGGUUGCUACGUAAAAAGGCACAUGACUAUUAUGGACUUCCUAGUGUUUGUGACCUGUUUGCUUGCAUGAAGCUAGCAGCUGACAAAGAGAAGUGGCUAUACCAGUCUCCCUUGCAGAUGUGACUUGCCUUGUGAAUCCUAGACCCCCAGCUGACAUUAUUCUGACAUUAUUGUUGAUGACGCACAAUCAUCGAUCUUCGUGGCAAAUCCUUUUUCACCAUGCUUGUUUUUGCCUUUAAGAUUGUGUACUAUUGGCAUGUAGAAAAAAAAAGUGAAGUCUGAGGUGAAGCAAAUCCCUUAACAGACUGAACUAUUUACUACUGAGUAAGUAACAUAAGGAAAACUGUCAGACACUUCAGCACUUUCUAGUUUUAAAUUCGGAAUUUGACACAGUUCCCUUUAUAUAGCAGAUCAUUAUGUUCUGUUGUCAAUUGGCUUUGGCAUUUACUGUUAUAGAUUUAAAUAUCGGCUAUCCGUCUGCUCACUUUAACAUUUAAUUGAAUUAGAGCAUGGUGAUAAGAUAUUUUAUUUGGUCAAACUAUUGCCAAUAAAUUGCUAAUAUUUUAACAUUUCCAUGGCAAUUUGUUUAUUUUCAUGGACCUCAUCUCCAAUUGGCAUUUUUUAAAUCAAAAUUACACUUCUUAAUACAUUAUUUCUGCCGGUAUAGUUUAAAAUUGCUCCGUUAUGCAUACUUGUGGCUUUCAUUUUUAGAACUUUAUUUAGAUUUAUUGGUAGGCAUAUAAGCCUUUUAUCUCCAUAACCUUAAUCAUUUUUAUUUGUCUGCUCAUAAAUUCAACCAUUUGAUUUUUCUUUUGCUUAAAAGGGUAAAUUAAUUUGUACUGUUUUAGUUUCCUUUUUAAAAUAUUAACUAAUCUAACAAAUCUGACUGAGCUAAUACUUCAAAUGCAGCAGUAUGCACUCUCCACAACCCAACGAUGUCUCAGCUGUGGAAGCUGCUGAACUUCCUUUUUAUAAGACAGGAAGUGUUUUAAAACAGCCAUAUAAUACCAUUAAAAUGUUAUAGUUGAGAAAUGGCUAUACUAGCCUUAUUACUCAACCUAUUGCGUAUUAUGAUUACCUGCUGUUGUGUGCUGAAAAUCCAUUUUCUAUGAAACUUGAUCAGCAUAACCAGUAGGGUGAGACUGUGAUGGUGUAUGGUUACAGCAAGAUAUAAAGCUCUAUGGAUUCUGGACAUUGGUCUGGAAUGAUUGAUGGUAAUUUCUCUCAAUAUAAAGGCAAAUCUCUGCUUUUGGAACAUACUUUGUCUGAUAUUUUUCCUUGAUUUGAUUGAUCAGCUUAGCCUCAAUGAAGACUUCUCACACUCUUUCACUUUGUUUAGCAUUUUGCACAGAAUAAUGAGAACAUGGCAAUUUCUACAAAUGGGUUAAUUUGAAGCUUGCCUUAAGGAUCUUUUUAAUACAUAAAAUCAUUGUUAUAGAUACCUUUCAGCUUAGAAGAAUGGGGGGGGGUCUACCAUUCACAUGGUAUGGUUUUUAUAAAAGUGAUUCCACACCAACUCAUCUGUUGCAAAAGUCAGAAUCACAUCUUUGUUUUGCAGUUCUAUGGAGUAGUUUAGGCUGCAGCUUUAAACCAGAGAAAAGUAGCACAGCAACCAGUAAUUAGUAAACCUUUGUUGAAAUGGUAGACCACUUGUUUUAAAGAGCUGAAAGAUUACUAUAACAUAAGAUUUCCAAAAAAAAAAUUUGAUUAGAAGGUAUACAACCCCUUUAAUCAUGUUAACCCUGUUUGUGCCAUACUGCUUCGCUCUGUAUUACUAAUAAUUAUAUUGCAUGGUCUAGAUCGAAGAUGAGACUAGAAUCUAUGGUGCUGGCAUCGAAGUACAGUCUGGCUAACACUAUUGAUUCUACAAUCCUUUAUCUUGGGUAUAUUGUAUCUUGUCCCUGCAAUAGAUUGUGCUUUUCUGUUCUGUAUGGAGAAUGCCUUAGCUGAGUCAAGCAGUGUUAAACCUGCUGGAUACAUUUAUAAAUUACAAUGGGCAGAGGAGCUAGAUCCCUAUAAAUUUUUUUUAUUUAUGGGAAAUAAUGCAAUUUAAGUUUUUCUGGAAUACAUGUAGCCAAGUUGCUUUAGAAUUUUUUUUUAAUGUUUAGGCUUUGAAUCUAAAUUUCGGUGCCCAUUUUGCUAAUGGGGAGUUCACCUUUGACCUAGUCUUUGCAGCUUUUGUAGUUGAUCUCCAUUGUUUUUGUAUGGCAUAUAAAUCAUUAGGAAUUCCACUCAUCCUAUUUUUAGUCUGCAACUAAAUAUGCUACAUAAUUAGGAUUUGCGGUAGACUGUUUAAAUAAAGACUGGUUGCAAAUUGUGGGCCUCCUAUAUUGACAGGGUAUAAUUUGCAUCAAAGUAAAAUUCUUUAUUGUUUGAACAUAUAACAAUAUUAAUGUUUAACCUCAUUACAGUAAACCCUGUGCUUUUAUCAGAUAUGCUAAUUCAUACAAAUAAGUAAGCUAGUACAUUUAACUUCAUAUGUAAUUUUCCAUUAAAGAGUUACAACAAUA